AUGGGGACCUUCAUUGGUCAUGUGUGCCCGGGACUAUUCCUACUCGUCUACGGACUGUGUCAGGCCGUCAUGGUCUCCAGAGCCGUGAUCACCAGUAGCUCCCUCCUGCACCCUAUCGCACCCACCAGGCAGCAGGGCAGGUGGGCCAGGCUAUGGAGGAUCUCCUACGGGGGGUGGCUGAAGCUGGUCACAGGCACCCUCCUGGUGGCCUACGAGAUCAGCUGUGUGAAAGGUGGCCUGGUCCUGAUGAACAGGGAGCUGCCUCCCAGAUUCAUGUAUCCCAAACAGUGGCAGCACCUCACCAUGUUCAUCCUGCUGGCCCUCAACGGCUGCGUGGACAUCGCCAGCAGGAACUUACUGCCCCGGAGGUGCCAGGUCCUGGAGCAGGCUGCCCUGGUGCUCACCUUCUAUGUGCUGCUGCUGCUGCUGGUGACGCACAGUCAGGACUCAGCAGGUGUGGAGCUGCAGGUGCACAGCCUACUCAUUCUGGUGGUGCUCCUGCUCACACUGGUGCUCACCGCAGAGCUCUGGGCCCCUGCCACCGCCCGCCUUGAGCUCAUCCAGACCCUGCUCUUCCUCCUCAUGGGUUCCUGGCUCAUGCAGGCGGGCUUCAUACUCUUCAGGCCCAUCACCGGCUACCCCUGGCAGGACGAUGACAUCAGCGACAUCAUGUUUGUCACCACCUUCUUCUGCUGGCACGUCAUGGCUGAUGCCUUGUGCCUGCUGGCUGUCUAUGGUCUCUGCUCCUUUUGCCAUCGCUCUCAAGGUUCCAAACUCACGAGGUCCAAAGAAGCCCCAGGCUACCCCAGCACCAGUGGGGGGCUCUAUAAGUUGCUACAGGAAAUGGAGCAGCCAGACGGAGAAGACCAGGCUCUCCUGGCAAACAGCACCCCCUGA
This is a messenger RNA of Erinaceus europaeus (western European hedgehog), 897 nucleotides long. RefSeq names its product transmembrane epididymal protein 1A-like. The transcript has a single exon. NCBI's taxonomy places the organism in Eukaryota, Metazoa, Chordata, Mammalia, Eulipotyphla, Erinaceidae. Bases 1 to 897 code for a protein of 298 amino acids. The record is from RefSeq and is a predicted model, not a curated record.